AUGCAUUUCACCACAUUCAUUUACACCCUCCUCACGCUGGCCGUCACCAGCACCACCGCCAUCCCUCUCAGCUCCGGCACUCCUGCCAUCCCUUCACCAAAGACCAAGUCGUCCAACCUGGCCUCGUCGCCAGUCUCCGCCGCAGCCACGCCCAGCCCGACUCUGGUGGGCGCCUACCAGUGCCCACCAAACAAGUAUAAGCGAUGCUGCAUGUCUGUACAGGAGUCAUCGCGUGAACUGCUCACUAAAGUGGGUGACCUGGUGCCUGCUUUGGGUGGAAUCGCCGUGAGCUCGCAGAUCUCGUUCUCAUGCUCGACCAUGUCGGAUGCGGUUUCUCCCAACACAUGCAAUGAGCGCGGAUAUCUGCCCAUGUGCUGUGAUACUAACAAAUCGGGUUCCGGUCUCAACCCUGGAUGCAAGCCUUUUGAAGAGGUCAAGGAAAAGUACUACUCGUCUCUGGGCUACGAGCGCCCAGAGACUCAGGCGGAGUAUAUCAACGAUGUUCUGUCAUGA
Messenger RNA from Penicillium oxalicum, 513 nucleotides. RefSeq names its product hydrophobin family protein. Gene Ontology annotation, molecular function: structural constituent of cell wall. Gene Ontology annotation, cellular component: fungal-type cell wall. The coding region runs from base 1 to 513 and encodes 170 amino acids. The record is from RefSeq and is a predicted model, not a curated record. NCBI's taxonomy places the organism in Eukaryota, Fungi, Ascomycota, Eurotiomycetes, Eurotiales, Aspergillaceae. The transcript has 3 exons.